This is a messenger RNA of Raphanus sativus (radish), 1059 nucleotides long. RefSeq lists its product as uncharacterized. The coding region runs from base 1 to 1059 and encodes 352 amino acids. The record is from RefSeq and is a predicted model, not a curated record. The transcript has a single exon. Lineage: Eukaryota; Viridiplantae; Streptophyta; Magnoliopsida; Brassicales; Brassicaceae.
AUGCUUCGGUCAAGCAAACAAAGGGAGCGCUCGCUGGUGGAGGAACUCAAGGAGCUCGAGUUACUCGAGGAAGGGGUGAUGGUUGACAUCCCUGAGCUGGAAAACGACGAUCUCCUAGAAGAAAACUCUCUCAGCGUCAUCGUCAGAUGCCUCAACCCAUCGGUACACAAAGUUGGUGGCCUCGUCAAAGCUCUGCCUCCCAUCUGGGGUCUAGAAGACAGAGUACAUGGAAGAGGGGUUGGCCCUGACCGUGUUCAAUUCAUCUUCCAGUCAGACAGGGACCUCCACCAUGUCCUCACCAGAGGUCCCUGGUUCGUCAACGGCUGGAUAGUAGCUCUGGAUCAAUGGUCUCCAACACCAGGACCGAGCUUUCUCCAAAAGAUCCUCUUUUGGAUUCGGAUAAAAGGCCUCCCGGUUCACCUGCUGAAGAGAAAGACUAUUGAUACUCUGGUUGGGCCUCUAGGGAAAAUCGAGAAUGUAGAACUCCACGCAAAAAACUCUUCAUCAGUGGAAUACGUCAGAGCUCAGGUCUGGAUAAACGCCGACGAGCCACUCCAAUUCCGCCGGAUUGCUCGCUUCAAGUCUGGUGAAGUAAUUCCUACUGAGCUUGAGUAUGAAAGGCUCAUCAAAAUUUGUUUCCUCUGCAAGAGAUUAACUCAUGACCAAAACAGAUGCCCCUCCCAACUACAUCAUCAGGGAAGAGACACACCUGCAAGUAACCAACUGGUCACUGAAGCUGUGGCAGGAAGAAGGUCCCAUGGUGGUUCUGGCGCUACCGCUGUAGACAUGGGAAGACCCCAACCUCGCCAAACAACAUCUCGAAGAGCGUCAAAAGCCUCAACACAACGCAGAAGUGCAGACACAAAAGGAAAAAGUAUAGUGGGAGCCUCCACUAGAGUCUGGAGACAGAAGGAGAUAAUCUCAACACCCAGAGCAGAAGGAACUACCUCCAAGAGUUCAGGCGAAUCUUCUGUCCCUAUUGGUCGAAAGUCAUCAUCUGGCAAGAAGAAAGGCCAACAAAGCAGAGCCCCCACACUCUGGAACCAGACAGGGAACUGA